UGCUUUGGAUGAUAACUUGCCAGUUUCUUGCACAGCCACUGACACCAUGCAGCCAGUAGCAAACGGCCCUUCUAAUCCAGAUGUGAAAGUCAAUGGAGAUCCUUCCAGCUCAGUUAGUUCUCCCAUGAGUAUGGAUGGCCAGUUAUCACCAAGUGACCAGGUGUUUCGCAGUCCCAGUCCUUAUUCUACCAGUAGUCAGAGUUCAUCAGAAGGGUUCAGAAAAAGGGGAGACUCCUUGGGCUCGAGUGGCAGAUCCUUCGAGUUUGGGAAAUUCUACAACACAAGUUACUUGAAGGAUGGAGACCCAAAUUACCUGAAAAGAGCUUCCUCUGGAAGGAUAGUACCUGGAAAACCUUUGUCACCAAACUUUCACAGACCAGAAAACUUUUCAUACUCAACAAAAUCAGCCACACUGAGUAAUUUGGUGAAACCAACCAAAAGAGCAAGAAGUUAUUCAGCAGAGCCUGUAACAUCAAGCGCAAUGGGGGUUCUAGUCAAUUCUAUUCAACGGCGCCAGAUCAGAAGCAAAUCCCCAGUAGCACUCAAUAAUGAAGAACCUAUAAAGCUCAGCCAUUUUCCUGGCGGACAUAGACCUGCCCCCAAAGAGCCUGCGCCAAUUGAGAGAGAUGACUGGCCGGGACCUCCCUGUGCAGCCGCUGUCUUUCCUGAAAUGAAGAAGCUCAGACAAAAGUCCAAACAAAAUGUGCCUCCUUCGGAAGAAUCCGAACAAUUGGAUGAAGAGGACCCUGUUAAGUUAGCCGCAUUCCCAUCUGCCAAAGUGCCUGAGCCAAAUCGUCCGCGGAAGAUCGAGCGAGAUGAUUGGCCAGGGCCUCCGUCCUUGGCAGUUAUUCUUCCAGAAUUACUGAGAGAAAGGCGAAAAAGCAGAGGGGAAAAAGAUGAAGACGAGGAGGAAGAAGAGCCUCCUAUUGAUGAGAAAGUGCAAAAAGAACUUGUUGAACUGGAAAAAGCUUCCAAAGAGUCUCCCAUGAGUCAGUCCAUACUUAAAGAUCUGCAGCAUAAGGUGGAGAUGAAGAAACAUAAAGUCAUCGAUCCAGUCAGCGCCUCACGGACCCCUGCUGCUGAUCACGAGCCAAAGUAUCGAACGCGCUUUGAAUCACACCAUUAUGCAUCUCCAUCAAGGUAUGCAGACCAUCUGCGUAGGCAUUCUGAAGAUUUGCUACAAGGUUCUCCCAAUGUUUACCCGCGUCGUGACGUGCGCUCUACGUCCACACUGCCAGGACACAUGUCCCCGCCCAAGCCAGGGUACACGGGCGGCUGUCUGGCUGGGACACGCUCCAAGUCAGCCACGAUGCCAAUCAGUGGAGGGCCACCCCUAUCUCAUUUCUCAUUCGACAUAGAUCACAGUCAUAGUGGAGAUGAAUUAGAGAAACUAGAAAGGAGAUCUGCAUUUACAUCCACAUCCUCUAUGUCCAAUGAUGGUGUAAAGAGACUAUCUCAACAACGAACAACAUCAAUAGCUGAUGGACCACCUUUUGUAAACUCAGCAUUAUUGUCAAACAGUCGAAAGAAUUUGUUCAUGGCUCGGGAAGAGCAGAACAAAGAACCAGAUCAGCCGAUACCAUAUGAAGAACUAAUAUCUAAUCCCCCAAGAGGACUGGAUAGAAAUAAGCUAGAAGCGUACUUAACCAAUGCAGAGUUUGAGAGAGUGUUCAUGAUGACGAGGGAGGCUUUCUACAGAUUACCAGGCUUCAAACAGAGUGACCUGAAGAAAAAAACACACUUGUUGUAAAACAACAACAACUACAUUUUGCCAAAUUGAAACCAGAAAUGAUGGAUCAUGUGGACCCCAGCCAUGUGCCACAGGUUUCAGUGAGUUGGCAAAGGUGUCAUUGAAAAAAGCACUACCCUUGGCCCAUUGUUCUCUGCAUCUACAGGCAUGUCUGUCCACACGCAAAGCUUGGUCAUGACUAUUACAUGUACUGUGAGAAGGAUGUGUCAAAGCUUCCAGCUUCAGUUCAAGGGGGUGUUUUACUGAAACAUACAGUGCUAAAUUGUACUUUGCUUCUUAAACAGAUAAAGAUGAUAAACUGAAAGUCUUUUUGCAAUGGCUGGUGCAAUUGCAGUUUCAAGAACAGUCCUUUGGGUGGUUAAUGAAAGCACAGAGCUUGGUUGGCCUUUUGAUUCAAGGGCAAUCCUUCAAGCCUUACACGAAGCGAAGUGGCCAAAUUGGAUUGUAGCUUCAAGAGCAGUCCAGAAAAAAAUCUGGAAAAUCUCUGCAGUAGCCAUAUUGGAUUGUAUCCCAAAAUGCAUUGGGGUAUGCACCUGUAUAUCCCAUCAGCAGCUUUUUCAACUUGGAACUUUUCGUGGGAUGUGUGAUGCCUAUUGGGUGCAACCCAGCACAGUCACUUUUAUAUAAAUACAUAUAUAUAGCAUGGAAUUAUAUGGUACCUUUUGACAUUUCUAAGGUGGCCAGUUACAUGUAUAUUGUUGAUCAAUAUAGACAUAUGAAUGUGAAUGGACAUCAUUAUAUAACCACCUACAUGGGACAAGGUGCCAUACGUUUGUGACUGGGCCAGGAAACAUUAUUAUAAAGGAAUAGAAAUAACAAAGAAUUCCUGCUAGUAACCACCCAUGUAUAUCUGCUUACUUCGACCUUGGUUGUCCAUGAACUUUGUCUACAUAGAAGUUUAGGUUGUGCAUGAAAUGUACAUUAAUGUGUUCCGUGCAUCAGGGAUCUGGGGCACGGUAAGUGAAGUUCAAGUCCCUGGUAGUUCAUACUUUGUAACACAUGAUUUGGGCGGCAGCACUUAUAUAAAAGUUAAUUUAGAAGGGCCUUUUUUAUUUCGAAUCCCCACACCUUAUCAUAUAAAUUAUCAAGUAACUAUGUUCUUUUAAAAUCUGUAAAGAUAUUUUUAUGAUGAAGGUGAGGGUGCUUUCUUGUAACCAUUGGCAACAUGAUUUUGCCAUGGACAUUAUCAUGACAUCAUGUGUGUAUAUUAUUCUCCUAUUUAGAUCAGUCUUUUCCCUGGGUCUUUCUCUGUUAUUAGAAUACUGUUGUACUUUUUUUUUUUUUUUUUAAUCGUGUUCAUGCAGGGACUCAUUGCCCGGUGUCGGUGUUCUUUCUAAUUGUGCCAUAUUACACCUCUUAGUGUCAGAAGCUUCUGACUGAAGACAAGAUGGGAUACACAAAACUAAAAAUGUGUAACAAAAAGCACAGCUUGUGUAAAACUUACAAUAUUGUAAAAUGAUGACCCACUUUUACUCACUGUAAGUUGUAAAAUGUAACUUGCUAUUUCUCAUGUUCUUAAGGUUAAAGCCUCAACAGAUUUAUGUGAAGCCUGAAAAGAACUAAGUACAUAUUGAUGUCUAUGUGAAUUCAUAUUGGUAACAAACAUAGCUGCUACAUUCAGGUUGUAGGCAUCCAUCUUUGUUUUGUAUCUAAUAAAACCUUAUUUUGGUGUCUCAUACAAGCUAAAAGUUUGUACAGAAUUAGCUCAAGCUGCUGGUGUCAGAUCAGCAGAAUUACGUAGUAUCUGAUCACGCAUGGUAGCUAGUUGAACAUGACAUGGAAUUCAGAAUGAAAUCAAAAUGGUUUGUGCAAUAUAUGAGUUUGAGUUCCGAGAUUGCCAGAACAGUGCCAGAUACCUCAGGUUAAGUUGCAAUCCACACAGCAUAGGAUAUUUUUUGUCUUACAAGUUUCAGAAAAAUUGUCAUAAUAACAGAAGAAACUUACUCAACAUUGGAAAGAUAUUAGAUAUAGAAAUACCUCUGCGUUCCUCUUUUGAUUUGCUUUUUACAUCAUGUUUGAAGAUUUUAGUAUGAGGUCCUUUGAGAAUGAAAUUAUGCAAAGUUAAUGCAGAAAAGGGGUAAUUUACUUCUUAGUUAAAUAUAUAAAAAAGACAUUAAGAGAUUAGUGUACACGUAGUGGUUUUCAAUUUAAUCAAGAAAAUUGAUUUUACAGAGAAAUAGAAAUUGAGUGAAGUAGAGUCUAUUGAACUGAGGGUAACGAAUCACAUUUAAUGAUUUAAUACCAGACUGUGUUAAUGGUGUCGAUGAAUUGAUAGGAAAGUUUUGAAGUUUAUGCAUGUAGCCAUGUACAUGACAAAUUUUGUACAGAGCAUUAUGUUGCUUUCUUUAUUAUACCAACAUAGAACUAGUUUUGGAGCUAUUUAUUGUGCCUUUUGUAAAGCCUAGCUUUACAUUGCAUUUUGUAAGUUGUACAGGUAUAAAUUCACCCUCAUGUUACCUAGAAUUUUAGUUCAUCCCAGCUAAAAAAGCAGGCCUCGAUAGUGUGUGUAACUUAAUUAGUGGUGCAGUGCCAAUUGUAUAGAGGAAAACAUUUGAAUUAUUUUGCCCCUUCCUUUGUUGCUGCUGUAAACUUCACACAAUCAUAUUAUCUCAACACUACGUUUAUGUUGUGCAUGCCAUCAGCAGUGCCAGAUAUAUUGUUUGUGCCACAGCAUAUAUCUUUCCCUCACAUGUAGAAGGCAUACCAGAAUAAAUUCAUGUUAACAGGUGAUGGUUCCAGCCUGGGAUGUCUUUGCUGCUGGACAGAGUACAGUCCUGUAUUUUUUGCUGUAAUUGGCUUGUUCUAAGGAGCUUCACUUGUUCAGCUUUUCGUGUAUGAAAUGUAGUAUAUUUGACACUUCUUAGCAAUACACAUUUGUCACUAUCUGGUAUCCUUCAUAUGAUCAGGAGGUGGGGAUAAAAAUUGAGUUCAAGGCUACAGUAAUUGUAUUUUAUGAUCAUCAGUAUAAUUCAUCUUUAUUGUAUAAACGGCUUCUGAUUGUGUGAAACAUUUGUGUCAAGAAUUAAAAAUGAAAUUGCUUUUUUUGA
Messenger RNA from Lingula anatina, 4797 nucleotides. RefSeq lists its product as uncharacterized. Gene Ontology annotation, biological process: cytoskeleton organization; lamellipodium assembly. Gene Ontology annotation, molecular function: actin filament binding. NCBI's taxonomy places the organism in Eukaryota, Metazoa, Brachiopoda, Lingulata, Lingulida, Lingulidae. The record is from RefSeq and is a predicted model, not a curated record. Gene Ontology annotation, cellular component: actin cytoskeleton.